AUGCAUUGUGUAGAUGAAGUUGCAGCGGAGCAUGUAGGAGCGGACUGCAUCAUGCACUACGGGAGGGAUUGCCUCAGCCCGUCCAGAAGACUCCCUCUGAUGUACGUGUUUGAGGAGACGUGUGCCUCCUCCUUCAGAAAGCUGUACCCCGACAGACAUCACAUCAUCCUCCUGUACAAUGUCAACUAUGCUCACAUUAUUGAUGAUCUUCUGGAACUUCUUUCCUCUGAGUAUCCGAACAUUGCCUCAACCCUUCAUGUGGACGGAGAACUUUGCUACAGUCACAGACAACACAAUGACAGCAGUUCUCCGUGGAAAUGAAAUGUGAAAUGUGGACAGACCGUUGAGGACUACAGUGUGUUCUUUAUCGGUCACGAAGGUGCAACCAUGACAAACUUCAUGAUGACUUGGUACCGCUGCCCUUUCUGUUCUUUUGACCCAGUGACAAUAGCAGGUUCAAUCAGUAUCAACAAAGCUUUGACGAAGCCAUAUAACGCAAUAGAGCGAACAAAGGAUGCCAGUGUGGUGGGCAUUCUUGUGGGCACAGUAGGUGUGGCAAACUACCUCACCACCGAGCAGCUGAAAGAAACCAACCACAGAGCAGGGAAAAAGAGCAACAUGUUUGCCAUGAGGAAACUGAAUCUGGCCAAACUGGCUAACUUUCAUGAGAUUGACAUUUAUGUACUGAUCGCAUGUCCUGAGAAUCUAUUGGACUCCAGUGAGUUCUACAAACAGGUCGUGACCGCCUUUGAAAUGGAGGUGGCCUGCAAUAAGAACAGGGAAUGGUUGGGAGAGUAUGUCACAGACUUCAGGGAUCUCCUUCCAGGUGGAUGCAAGCAUGUGGCCUUGGCGAAUCCUGACGACCUCAAGGAUGGUGAUGAGACUGAUGUCUCCCUCCUCACCGGAGCUCUACGAACGACCCGCUUCUUGUGCAGUGAGCCAGUGUCUUCCUCACGCCACUCCUCACUAGUCAUACGGAACCAGACGCUCACUGUGGCCACCGCUAACACAGCUGCCGCAUUCCUGGCGGGCCGUAGCUGGCAGGGACUGGCAGAAACACUGGUGGUGAAAGCAUUAGAGGGAAGGAAAGGCAUUGCCUACGAAGAGGAGCUGACGACUGACCAGGACCAUUUGUCAUGA
Molecule: messenger RNA, 1140 nt
Organism: Salvelinus fontinalis (brook trout)
Lineage: Eukaryota; Metazoa; Chordata; Actinopteri; Salmoniformes; Salmonidae
Gene: dph2
Product: diphthamide biosynthesis 2
Biological process (GO): protein histidyl modification to diphthamide
Molecular function (GO): 2-(3-amino-3-carboxypropyl)histidine synthase activity
Source: RefSeq, a predicted model, not a curated record